AUGUCUCAGGAAAAUGAACUUACCAUUGCUCAGUUAUCACUUAAAAUGGAUGCUAUGUGGAAAGAAAUGCAAAGGAGACUGGACCAGCGACUGGAAACGAUCCAUGAGCAGAUUGAUCACCUAAGUUCAUCUAGGGCUUCAUCUAGGAAAUCUAAAGAAAAAUCCGCCCUGGAGGAAUCUAGUGACUCCAACGCCGAUUCGGACCGUGAGACCUACAGGCAAAGGAGACCGAAGAGAAACACAAGCGCAAUUGGUGAUGCAAUCAAAGGGAUUAAGAUGAAGAUUCCUCCAUUCCAAGGCAAAUCCGAUCCGGCUACAUACCUUGAAUGGGAGAGUCGGGUAGAACUCGUAUUCGAUUGUAAUGACUACACCGAUGCACAGAAAUUGAGACUUGCCAUAGUAGAGUUCACCGACUAUGCCAUUGUUUGGUGGGAACAAAUGGCUACCAGCAGGAGAAGGUGUGGCGAACCACCUAUCACCACUUGGACUGAGCUCAAGCGACUUAUGAAGAAGCGAUUUGUACCAAGUCACUACCAUAGAGACUUGUACCAAAAACUUCAAACCUUGACACAAGGUCAACGCUCAGUUGAGGACUACUACAAGGACAUGGAAAUCUCCAUGUUAAGAGCUGAUAUUCAAGAAGAUCGAGAGGCUACAAUGGCAAGAUUUCUCAGUGGUCUAAGGGCUGAAAUAGCCGACCAACUUGAGCUUCAAUACUAUGUGGAGAUAGAUGAUAUGGUGGACAAGGCUAUCAAAAUUGAGCAGAGACUCAAGCGGAGGGGAUCCACCACCAGAAAUUAUAGCACUAAUCCACAUCCAUCUACUCGACCAUUCCAGCCCAGGAGGGAGGAGCGAAGCCCAAACGCUUGGAAUUCCCAAAAGCCAAAACAAGACCAAGGGUCAAGCUCACGGCCACCUUUUGCCAAAUCCGACUCCAAGGUUGUUUCCAAGCCACCAUUCGAAACUUCAAAACCUAGGAGUCGUGACACCAAAUGUUGGAGGUGUCAAGGAGUUGGGCAUAUUGCAAGCCAAUGUCCAAACCCACGGGCCAUGCUUGUCCUACCAAAUGGAGACAUUGUCACUGAUGAUGAGGAGGAGGAUUACAAAGACAUGCCUCCCCUGGUUGAAGAUGCGAUAGAGGAAGAUGAGAUAGAGGAAGUUCCAACUCAAGACAAGGUUGGAUUGGUAGCAAGAAGGGCACUAGCUACUCAAGCUAGUAAGGAUGAGCUUCAACGUGACAACAUCUUCUACACUAGGUGCCAUGUGACCAAUAAGGUAUGCAGUUUGGUGAUUGACCCCGGAAGUUGCACUAAUGUUGCUAGUGCAUUGAUGGUGGAAAAACUAAACUUGCCAACUAGUGAACACCCCCGUCCCUACAAGCUUCAGUGGUUAAACAACAAUGGAGAGAUUACACUUGCACCUCUUACACCUCAACAAGUGCAUGAGGAUCAAGUUAGUCUCCAAAAAGAGUAUGACUUACAUACUACCGCCAAGAAGGACAACACCAAAGCCAAGAAAUUGGUAUUGGCCGAUCCUUCUUCAAGCAAGUUGGACCCCUCUCAUUCGGCCUUUGAGCCCACACGGGAGAGAAAAUCCAGCAUGCUUGCCAAGGUAAAAGAUGUGAGAAAGGCCUUGCACUCUAACCAGGAGUAUCAAGAUGUCUUUCCUGAGGAUAUACCUACUGGUUUGCCUCCAUUAAGGGGAAUUGAACAUCAAAUUGAUUUCAUCCCUGGAUCUUCCCUUCCAAACAAGGCACCAUAUAGGACCAAUCCUGAGGAAACCAAGGAGCAACAACGACAAGUGGAGGAGUUGCUUGGUAAAGGUUGGAUUCAAGAGAGUCUAAGCCCUUGUGCUGUACCAGUUCUACUUGUUCCAAAGAAGGAUGGAGGAUGGCGCAUGUGCACUGAUUGUAGGGCAAUUAAUGCCAUAACGGGAAUUCAUGUUGAUCAAGAAAAGGUGAAGGCUAUUAAUAAUUGGCCAACUCCUACCAAUGUAAGUGAGGUGAGAAGUUUCCAUGGCUUGGCAAGCUUUUAUAGGUGUUUUGUCAAGGAUUUUAGCACAAUUACUGCCCCACUUACGUCCAUUGUCAAGAAAAAUGUGCAAUUUCAUUGGGGCGAAGACCAAGCUAAGUCCUUCCAAUUACUUAAAUACAAGCUCACACAUGCACCUGUUCUUAGUUUACCUAAUUUUGACAAAGCUUUUAAAGUAGAGUGUGAUGCUUCUGGUAUAGGUAUUGGAGUUGUUCUACUCCAAGAGGGUCGCCCGGUUGCCUACUUUAGCGAGAAGUUGAAUGGAGCUGCUCUCAACUACUCAACCUAUGAUAAGGAACUAAUGGCCUUGGUACGGGCUCUCCAAACAUGGCAACAUUACCUACGCCCUCGUGAGUUUGUCUUGCACACCGACCAUGAGUCGCUCAAGCAUAUCAAAUCCCAAGAUAAGUUGAGUAAGCGACAUGCACGAUGGAUUACAUUCAUUGACAGUUUUACCUUUGUGAUCAGAUACAAGGCAGGUAAGACGAAUGUAGUGGCUGAUGCACUCUCGAGAAGGCAUACCCUUAUCACUACAUUAGAUGCUAAGUUGCUUGGGUUUGAAUUCCUUAAAGAAUUUUAUGCAACUGACUCCGAUUUUGGUGAGAUUUUUAACUCUUUGCCACGACACUCUCGUGAGCAUUAUUUCAUCUCUCAGGGGUUCUUAUACUACAAAGACAAGCUUUGCAUUCCCAAGAGCUCCAUGCGCACGCUUCUAGUACGGGAAGCUCAUGGAGGUGGUUUAAUGGGGCAUUUUGACAUUGCCAAGACCUUGAUGAUUCUCCAAGAGCAUUUCUUCUGGCCCCGCAUGAGGAGUGACAUGGAAAGGCACAUUGAAAGGUGUGUGACUUGUCACCAAGCGAAAUCAAAGGUACACCCUUAUGGUCUCUAUACACCUUUGCCUAUUCCACAUGCACCAUGGGUUGAUCUGUCGAUGGAUUUUGUGCUUGGUCUCCCUAGGACUAGAAAAGGACAUGAUUCAAUUUAUGUGGUAGUUGACCGCUUCUCCAAAAUGGCCCAUUUUAUUCCUUGUCUCAAAACAGAUGAUGCUAAGCAUGUUGUAGAUUUAUUCUUUCGUGAGAUAGUUAGAUUACAUGGCAUGCCUCGCACUAUUGUUUCUGAUAGGGACGCCAAAUUCCUUAGCUAUUUUUGA
Molecule: messenger RNA, 3180 nt
Organism: Coffea arabica (coffee)
Lineage: Eukaryota; Viridiplantae; Streptophyta; Magnoliopsida; Gentianales; Rubiaceae
Source: RefSeq, a predicted model, not a curated record